This is a messenger RNA of Caenorhabditis briggsae, 1002 nucleotides long. Lineage: Eukaryota; Metazoa; Nematoda; Chromadorea; Rhabditida; Rhabditidae. The transcript has 6 exons. Gene Ontology annotation, molecular function: histone deacetylase binding; transcription corepressor activity. The coding region runs from base 1 to 1002 and encodes 333 amino acids. Gene Ontology annotation, cellular component: nucleoplasm. Gene Ontology annotation, biological process: negative regulation of transcription by RNA polymerase II. The record is from RefSeq and is a predicted model, not a curated record.
AUGGACGAAGACGCGUCUCGAUCAUCUCUGACCGACGAAGAAGACUACGUUGAUGACAAUGACAAUGAUAAUGGGGAAGACUAUGAAGCCACUAUCGAAGAGGAGGAGCUAUUGGACGACGAUGGCGACUAUGCAGAUGAAUUGAAAGACCUGGAAGACGAAGGCGAAAUGACGAUCGAGGAACUUCAGCGCAAGUACGGCUACAACCCACCUGGAAACGCUGAAGAGGCUAUUGACGACGGAAACAGCGCUGGAGAUUCUAGCUCGGCAGCCCACGAACACUCUAUUCUCGAUCUUGGAAACUCGCAGAGUGGUUACGAAGAUGAUGAUGAUGAUUAUGCCCCUCCGGAUCCAUGGAAGAGAACUAUUCGCGUAGACCCUGUUCUUUUUCAAGCUGAUGUCCCCGACAUCGGAAAGUCUCAAGCCACCGACGCUCGUGAAGAUGAUGUCGUCCUAUGGGUUAGCGAUAAUACCAAUCCACCGAGCGAUGAAGUUCUGAACAGCUAUCUGAAAGAUAUUGUCGAACUGCGCAAGACUCAUGAUCAAUCUGUUCCUCCGGCCGGUUGUGAGUCUCGUGAUGAUGAAGAUGCGUUAUGUGCCCUGUAUCGGAACAACUUCGACACUGAGAAAGCCAAAGAAUCUUUUCCAUUCCCACACAUCAAUGCUCCAUUCCGGACAGUGCGACCUGAUGCUCUCGGCUUUUCUGAAGAAGAAAGCAAGAUAUUCGAAGAAUCGCUGCAGAUGUAUGGGAAAGACUUUGCGCUUAUUGGUAAAAUGCGGAUGCCAUACCGCAAAGUCGGCGAGCUGAUAGAAUAUUACUAUCAAUGGAAAUUGACUCCAAGUUAUCGCGUCUGGAGAGAAGCUCAUCCACAGCACGUCCCUGUUGUUCAACCACAUCUUUCAGCUGCAUGGCAUCAGCAAGCAGCUGAAAAUGGUCCAAACACUUUUGCCCCCUUCUCCGAGCCAUCCACUUCGGAAGGACCUUCUACUCUAUCAAACUAA